Molecule: messenger RNA, 2822 nt
Organism: Porites evermanni
Lineage: Eukaryota; Metazoa; Cnidaria; Anthozoa; Scleractinia; Poritidae
Source: the annotation of a GenBank genome assembly
GAUGCUGUCUUCCAAGGUUCUAUAUCAAAAGAAACAACUCAAUCAUCUCGCCGGUCAUCACGUAUCUUUAGCUUUGACUUUUUACAUGGUUUUGUAGCUGCGUUAUCUGUCAUCAUUGUAUCAGAGCUAGGCGAUAAGACAUUCUUUAUUGCGGCAAUAAUGUCAAUGAGACAUUCAAGGUUGGUAGUUUUCACUGGAGCCAUGGGAGCACUGGGUCUCAUGACCGUCCUUUCAGCAGUUCUGGGUUUUGCAACAACUGUAAUUCCACGAAAAUACACACUGUAUGUAUCAACGGCUCUUUUUGUCUUCUUUGGUCUUAAAAUGUUAAAGGAAGGAUAUGAAAUGGACCCCAAUGAGGGGCAGGAGGAAUUAGAAGAAGUUCAAGCGGAACUUAAAAAGAAAGAGGCUGAGGUUAGUAUUGUCACCUGCAUGAAACUGGUAUGGUAACUUAAAUAGUUUUCACUGGAUGGUGCAUUUUAGCCUGUGCUACUUGCGGGUAGUAUCAAUCACAUAGGGUUUCUGUUUUCUUAAAUUACAAAAAUUCAAAUUUGUGAAAUUAUAGGAUUGGUUGGCAUAUUCAGAGAGAACAAGAAGAAAAAGCCCUCUUACCAAAAAUCGCCCUUUUUAGUGCAAAUUGUUGUUUAGAUAGAUAUAAGCACUGGUUUGCUCUGAUGACUCCAUACAAAUCCUUGAAAAAUUGGCUUGGAUCAUAAUGUUAACAUUCCCGGCCUAUUUUAGAAGGAUUUAUGUGCAGUCAUCAGAGCAUAACAUUGCAUAUAUCUCAUCACCAAUUUGCAGUGACAGGCUGAUUUUUGCCAAGUGAACAUUUUUCAUCUUGUUCUUUCUGGAUAUGUAAGUAAGUAAGUAAGUGAGUACAGUCGACUCCUGAUAAUUCGAACCUUCAAAGGAAAUAGACAAAAAGUUCGAGUUAUCGGGAGUUCGAGUUACCGAGGGUAAGAUUAUUUAGAAAAUGAUCUGAAGGGAAAUGAAAAUUGCUUCAAGUUAGUGGGAGGUUCAAGUUAUAGAGGUUUCGAGUUACUGGGAGUCGAUUGUAACCUUAUUUAAUCAGGGUAGCCUAUUCAGCAAUGAGGCUGGUAUCCAUAGGGGCUCUGAGAAAUAAAAAAGUAUACUAUUUAAAAAUUCCUAAGGUGUAUACAUGAUUAAAAUAAACAAUAAUACUGUAAAAAAUCUAGCUAGGUCAAUAUAAAAAGUGUGUGCUGAGAGAUAAGAAAUUAAAAUUAUAAGGUAAAAUACUCUGUCAGCAUCUUUUUAAAACUAUUUACAGACGUGGCACUUUUAACAUAAUUGGGUAAAAAAUUGAAAUAAAUAGCCUCUGCAUACUUAAAAGUUCUUUUGCCCAUGUUACGUUUAGGCUUUGGUGAGUGCAGGUCAUUACUUUUUCCAGUUGCAUGAUUGUGCAACAAAUCAGAUGAUUUCACAAAUUUAGUUUUCGUGACAUCAUCACUUCUCAUCCCUAUGAAGCCACCCUUAACCCCUUAAGCCCCAAUAUCCACAAACAAAUUCUCCAAACUGAUCUCUGAACAUUUCCUUACAGAAUUAGUUGGGAGAAAUUGAUAAAAGAUCAGAGAUUUUUCUCUUUGUGAUCAUUUGAUUAAUUCUCAUAGAUGUUGCACUUGACAAUCUAUGGAUAUUGUUAGGAGAAUAUUGAUGUUGGUCACUAUUGGGACUUAAAGGGUGAAAGUCACAACACAUAAUAUGAAAAACUCAGUAUCAUGUUUUGCUAUUGUUCGUUUAAAAAUGUCAUGUAACUAUUGCUUUUAAAGCUAAUCAAACUGUAACCAUUUUCUUUUUUGGCAGUUGGUAGGAAUUAAUGAUGAUCAGUCUGUAAACCACUCAGGCAUGAAUAAAUAAAUUCAUUGUUAUUAUUUGAAAUGAAGUGGAGGUGUGGUGGCUGUGCAGUUAAGACUUUAAANUCUGUAAACCACUCAGGCAUGAAUAAAUAAAUUCAUUGUUAUUAUUUGAAAUGAAGUGGAGGUGUGGUGGCUGUGCAGUUAAGACUUUAAACUUGGGAUUUGCUGGUCAAGGUUUGCGUCUUGGAUAUAUUAUGUUAUAUAAAGCUGUCUUCCUUUUUUUUAAGUUGGAAAAAGAGCAAUCUUCAACCGUUACUCAAGAUGUUGAGACUGGUGUUAUCCGAGGUGGAAAAAAGCAUGCAAAGUUUUUUGGUCUACUUUCACCCAUACUACUUCAAGCAUUUACACUGACUUUCCUGGCAGAGUGGGGAGAUAGAUCACAGAUUGCAACUAUCCUGCUUGCAUCAAGAGAGGUAGGUUUUUCAGAGAGUUAAUAUCUGACCUUCCAGGAGAAGGGACAUUCUUGAGAUCUUUCUUAACUUUCUGUCUUUUCAACAUGCCAAGAAAGUAUUGUAUCUGUUGUACUUCAAUUUUGCUCAUGGUAGAAAUUGUCUUCGUACUGGUACAAUUACCUUUAAACUGGUACAAAAUUAUUGAUCCAGUACAAAAUUUACUAAAUGGUUCUCAUUAUACCUUUUAAAGAAAUAGUCUUAGUUUACAGAUAUCUAGGGUUAAGCACUCAUUUUACUGAUAAGGGUUAGGUACUGUCUUUCCUCACGUGUAACCCUUUACCUGGUCAGAAGGGUUUACAGUAGUUAUUAAAGUCAAAAUGUCUUGUUUUGUUGACAGAAUGUUGUGGCAGUGAUAAUUGGAGGAACAUUAGGGCAUGGCUUAUGUACUGGUCUUGCUGUUGUUGGAGGAAGAUUAAUUGCCCAAAAAAUAUCUGUCAGAACAGGUAAGUUAUCUUUUGAUCUUUUGCUCAAGAUUUUUAUCUUUUUAUUUAUUUGGUUU